AUGACCAGGACGCCACCUCGUCGAAUCCCCCGUAGACGAGAUUCUUCGAGACAAGCAGCUUUUACAUUUCUUUCUAACAUCAGUCUUGGAACUGAAUCAUCUUUUCCACCUAGAACUACUACCACUACCACCACUAACAAUACUCAACGGGCAACGGCUAUUCCUAGCCACACAGAUCCAAGCCCAUAUAAUUCACUGGAAGAUAAAUUAAUUUCUGGUAAUUCCUCAAAUCUAUUACCAGUUCAAUCCAACGAUCAAGAUUUUCAUGAUUCAUUUAGAGGAAAUGGUAAACCUAAUACAAGUUCUAACACCAAAUUUGAUAAUAACAUAUAUAAAACAGAAAAUUCCACCAUAAAUGAUUUAAGUGAUAUAAGUGAUAAUCAGAAUUUACGUAUACGUCGUUUAACAAGCAAUAGUUUGCGCGAAAAUAAUAGUAAUAUGAAUAACAGUAAUAUGAAUAACAGUAAUAUGAAUAACAGUAAUAUGAAUAACAGUAAUAUGAAUAAUAAGAAUAAUAAUGCGCCAACUAGCUUUGUAACGAAAAUCAAUUGUAAACCAUCUGAGUUAAAAUUAACUCACUUUCCUGAAUUAUCAAAAGAAAAUAUGAUGAUAAUGACAACUAGUCCAUUGACAAGUAGUCCAAUGAAGGAAAAUAUGGUCAUUCCUCUAACUGGAAUUAGUGAUGUUUCUACAUUAAAAUCCGAAACGAGUUCAUCAUCUGCCAAUUCAAUGACAACUCCCGUAUCACCUCAAAACAACCACCAUCACCACGAUAACGAUGAAACUUCCCUAUCUCGUCGUAAACCUAAUCAAAGUCGUUCAAAUUUGUUUUCAAGUUCAUCGGCACCUUUAGGUAUUUUUUCAAUAUUAGGAUAUAACGAUAAAAAAUCCAGACAAAAAAAUCGUCGGGAUCAAUUAAAGCAAUUGAGUGAUAUGGAAUCAGAAAGAAGGAAGAAGGCAGAAUCAUAUGCACAUCUUUUGACACCUAGCAAUUCAUUGGGGAGUCAAGAAAUAGUGGUAAAAGUGACGGAUUAUUAUGAUCCAACUUAUUUGGAUAAUCCUGAAUUAAAAACAGAAAAGCAAUCUACUGUUGAUUCACAAGAUUUAAAAAGCAGUAGCAAACAUCGUACUGUUUUAAGUUUAUCUGGAUUUAUGGGAUCACUUAUGCAUCAUAAUACACGUCCUUCUGAUUUGAAGCGAGAAUCUAAUGCAAUUUUUCGUCAAGCUCAUCCAGAAGUUGAUCCAUCUUUGACUUUAAGUCAAAUUCGUAAAAUAAAAACAAAAUUAUUAAUAGCUUCUAGAUAUGAGGAUUUAGAUUUAGAGCUUUCGACAGUUGCCAAGGCUUAUGCAUAUUUUGAAAAAUUGAUUUUAAAGGGUCGUGUAACCAAACAUAAUCGAAAGUUAAUUGGAGCAAUUUGUUUAUUAUUGGCGAGUAAAGUGAAUGAACCAAUGGGAAUUUCAUAUUCUCCAUUGUUGGAGUCAUUACACAAACAUUUAGAAUUAACCACUAAAGAAAUUAUCGAACAGGAAUUUUCAGUUUUUUCUUCAUUGGAAUUCGAAUUAUAUCUUCCACCUUCAGAAUUCAUGCCACAUUUUGAUCGUAUCUUUAAUAUUGAAAAGAAGCAAACUAAACAAAAACAUCAUGGACGUAUUUCCGAAUUUCAAGCAAUUAUUCUUGCCGGAUAUGGACAUAAACUUUAUCCAUUAACUGAAGAAAAUAAUGUUCCUAAAGCAUUACUUCCAAAUGUUUAUGAAGGAAAACUAAAACCUAAUUUAGAAGUGAUUAAAGAAGAUAUUGGAACUGCUGAUGCUUUGAGACUUAUUAAAGAUAAAAUAAAGUGUGAUUUCAUAGUUAUUAGUUGUGAUCUAAUUACUGAAUUAAUGCCGCAUCACUUCUUGGAUUAUCAUCGAACACAUGAUCCAACAUUUACAGCAUUAUAUUAUGAACCUCAAAAUACGUUUGAAGGGGAUUCCAAACAAUUUGUAGGAAUUGAUUCCACAACCCAAUCACGUUUGAUUUAUGUGGCAUCGGGAGCAGAUUUGGAUGAAGAAUUUUCAUUACGGAUGUCAUUAUUAUGGAAAUUCCCUCGAGUAAAUAUUCAUACAACAUUACAGGAUUCACACGUUUAUAUAUUUAAGAGAUGGGUCAUAGAUUUAAUAGUUCAAAGAAAAGCUAUUUCUAGUGUAUGUGAUCAUUUGGUUCCAUUGUUGGUAAAAUGUCAAUAUCAAAAAUUAUUAUUGGAAAAAGAAGGAAUUGAUAAAUUGGCCAAUUCUCAAGAACCUUAUCAAAGAAUAGCACAUGAAUAUUCUACAACCAGAAAUGAUGAUUCAAAGAGUUCACCUGUAAGAUGUCAAGUGUAUAUAUAUAGAACAGGAUUUUGUAGUCGGGCAGAAAUUCGUAUGAGAACUCAGGUUGGAUCAGAUUCAUUAGUUGGAGAUGAUACAAAAAUAGAUGAACGUACUCCAAUCAAACGAUCUACUAUUGGAGCUCAUUAUGGAUGUACUAUUUGUAAUGGAGCUAAAAUAAUGGAAAAAUCUCAAUUAAAAGAUUGUAUAGUGGGUGGUGGAUUCAUUGUUGAACCUGAAACACAAGCAAAGAAUGAACAACUUUAA
This is a messenger RNA of Diversispora eburnea, 2613 nucleotides long. The record is from the annotation of a GenBank genome assembly. NCBI's taxonomy places the organism in Eukaryota, Fungi, Glomeromycota, Glomeromycetes, Diversisporales, Diversisporaceae.